AUGCAAUACUCGGUCUGUUGACAAUUCAUCCAUCUUCCUUCAACCCUUGAUUCAUCGUUCACUUCAUAUUGGUUGGUGACCGAUUCCUACUUAAUUCAGACAGUAUCUGGGAAUGUCCGACACACGAUGGAAUUACGGUAGAGCAGCGUGGCUGUAUCCUCUGCGUGGAAUCUACUAUACCCUUUCGCAUCGAUACGUUUGGCCUUUGUUCAAGGCUCGACUGAUUCCGAUUGUCUUGCUCUCUGCCUUCAUCUACGUCCUGCUCUUCCUGUUCGCGUAUCUACCCCAGGUGGCUUUCCUGGCGAUCUUCCAGGGAGCUGGAGCAUGGGUUAGUGGCGCGGUCCUCGUUCUCGGCGAAGGGGCGGCCAUUGUGGCUGUUCUGUUCGAGGCGUUCUUCGUCGAUGAAACCCUGGUGGACAUCUUCGACGCGGUACUGGUGAGCGAAGGUCACAGCGAUCUCGUGAAUGCCUCGCGGGUUUUGUAUCCGGAGGGCGCUCCGGUCGUUGAGCGACUGGGGAAGCCGACGCAGAACGCGGUGUACUCGCCGUUCAGCUUACGACAGAUCAUUGAAUUCGUUGUGCUGCUCCCGCUGAACCUUAUCCCCUUUCCCGGCGGCACGCUUAUGUUUCUCGUCUUGACGGGAUAUCGCGCGGGGCCCUUCCAGCACUGGCGCUAUUUCCAGCUGCUCGACCUUUCCAAGCAACAGAGAAAGAACAUGAUCCGUGGCCGGCAGUUGCAGUAUACUACAUUUGGAACCGUCGCCCUGGUGCUUCAACUCGUUCCAAUCUUGUCCAUGUUUUUCCUCAUGACAACCGCGGUUGGGUCGGCCCUUUGGGCAGUGGAGCUGGAAAAUCGACGCGAUCCUUUGGGCAGGAGGCCUGGGCGAGAUGGAGUUUACCGCGACGACGAUCCUUUGAUAUGAUGUGGGCGAGCGGUUCGAGGCCAUGUUUGUUUGUUCUGUUGUGAUGUAUAAUUGAUUGCUUACUCCGUAUGUUUCUGGGUCUUUAUCAUCUAAGAGUUUGUUCCUUUGUCCUCAGUGUUCAUGCUGGCUGAUUGAUUUGCAUCUUGGUAUGAGUAUUGGCAUUAGCACAUAAAUCCUUUUUUUUGC
Molecule: messenger RNA, 1108 nt
Organism: Aspergillus saccharolyticus JOP 1030-1
Lineage: Eukaryota; Fungi; Ascomycota; Eurotiomycetes; Eurotiales; Aspergillaceae
Product: EI24 domain-containing protein
Exons: 3
Coding region: 113-922 (269 amino acids)
Cellular component (GO): ascospore wall; lipid droplet; prospore membrane
Source: RefSeq, a predicted model, not a curated record